AUGUUUGCUGAAGUAACUUCAAUGGCAGAUGUAGAUGGUGCCUACAGUGGUAUACUCGGUCUUGCAUAUCCGAAAUUAACUAGUAACACAAACGAAUUGCCAUUCGUCUACAAUUUGUGGAAACAAAAGAAAAUCUCACAGCCAGUCUUCUCCGUUUUUCUCAACACAAACCCUAAAAGUUCGUUGAGCAGUGAAUUGAUACUUGGAGGUAUCGAUACAACGCGAUACACUGGUUCAAUAACUGUUAUGAUUGGUCACACUGUUAUCCAUGACAGUAAGGGCACUCCGGCUGUGGCUGAUACAGGUACAACUUAUAUCUACGGCCCCAGUAAACAAGUUACAGCAUUUUACGCGGCUAUUAAUGCAGUUCAAUUCGAUAACGAAGGCGAUAUGGAUCAAGCUGAAAUUUUGAAAAAUGAAUAG
Messenger RNA from Didymodactylos carnosus, 423 nucleotides. NCBI's taxonomy places the organism in Eukaryota, Metazoa, Rotifera, Eurotatoria, Philodinida, Philodinidae. The record is from the annotation of a GenBank genome assembly.